This is a messenger RNA of Culex pipiens pallens (northern house mosquito), 7979 nucleotides long. RefSeq names its product serine/threonine-protein kinase ATR-like. Bases 91 to 7854 code for a protein of 2587 amino acids. Lineage: Eukaryota; Metazoa; Arthropoda; Insecta; Diptera; Culicidae. The transcript is spliced from 6 exons. Gene Ontology annotation, cellular component: nucleus. Gene Ontology annotation, molecular function: protein binding; protein serine/threonine kinase activity. Gene Ontology annotation, biological process: telomere maintenance; DNA damage checkpoint signaling; protein phosphorylation. The record is from RefSeq and is a predicted model, not a curated record.
UUGAGAUUCGCAGGUCGUGAUUUUUGUUUUGUGAUUUGGGAUCUCCGUGUUCUCGUUCCGGGACUGAAAAAUUCGUCACGCGUAAGUGCCAUGGAAGUGGAUGAUGUGGCGACGGGUGGUCUUUCACCCAAAGAGCAGAAAAACAAGUCGGACCAAAUGUGGGAAACACUUACGACGACCUUCGCGGAAAAUGUCCGCAACAGAAGUUCGCACCUGGAGCAGAUUUUGUGCAUGAUCAAGGACAACCUAACGUACGACGAUCCGGGGCUGUUUCCGUCCUACUUGAUCCACCAGGACGACGAGCGGGAACAGGUCAAGGCGCACAACUUUUGGCUGCUCAAUCAGCUGAUUCAGAUUUCUGCGAUGCCGGAUUAUUUCAACAUUAAGAAAAGUAACACCGAUCUGCAGCAGACGAUCCUCGCUGCCAGCUACCUGAAACAGCUGUGGUUCUUCUACGAAGCCGGCAGCAAGUAUCUGGAGAUGCUCGAGCAGCUCAACCAGAUCGGUCCGGCGGAUUCGGAAGUGAACGUCCAGCUUAAAACAUUCCACAUGCCAGACAGUGUCUUCCGCAGGAUUGAGUGUUCCUGCGUGAUCGAACCGAUUGUCGUACCGGACGUGCCUACGAAGAUAAAGCUGAUUGAGAACAGUCUGCACAUCCUAAGCCAGUUGGUCAGUCUGGAGGACGAGCAGGCGAAUCGACCGUUUCGGGAGCGAUGCGCGAGCUCUGUUUUGAACACGCUCACCCAUGGAUCACUGAACGAAAAGUCUCUCUGUUUACUGUUCUUUGUAAAGUAUUUCAAAAAAGUAGCUGAAUUUACUCCAGAUCUCGAACGGUUGGUUCUAGAAGUCCUAAUUGUCGUCGAUGUCACCCUCGAACGUUCGGACCGAUGGCUUCGUAGCGAAAUAAUCAAACCCAAAGCGCUGGAGAAAUUCAAAUCUACACUGAUGAGCUUCUACGCUCGAGUCAACGGAAUCUCGUUCAACAAUUCCUGCACCGAGAAUCGUAAAAAGAUGGUUUCCUGCUCGAUUCGGAUUGUCAAAACGCUGCUCACGACGAAGAAGGACACCGGGGGAUCGAUGCUGGAUCUGCUUGAGCAGAUCAAACGAUUUCUCCGAAUACUUUUGAACCAGGACGAAUCACUCGCGGUUGAAGAUGAACUCAGCGAUGUUCUGCAGAUUGCGCGCAAGUUUCCUGAACUUUUACACAUUCUGGAAGUUCCGAUCACCAACGAGCUGAUCGCUUCCGGCGAUAGCAACGAAACUGACGUUCGCCAGCUGAGUCACAUCUGGAAGAAUGUGUACGAGAUUUCGGAGGACCAAAAGUUGAGCAAUUCCCAGAAGGUUGUCAUCAAACAGAAAACGAUUCGGAUCGCCUUCAACGUGAAUCACAACAUAUCGCUCUGGAUGCAGAAGCAGAUUCCGGCGUCGGCUAACAAGCUGUCUUUUUUCGGCGGAUGUUUGGCCGACCUUCUGCAGCAGCUGUUUGAGGACGUCCAAAAGUCUCCGUUGUCAAUUGAAGCCGUUCUAGCCGUGCUCGACAUUUGCUUCGAUGUGGCGUAUUUGAACGAUUUUUCUGCGUUUGAAGGCAACCUGCAGAAGCGCAUUUGCGAGUGGUUUCUGGUUCCAUUCAAAAAUGACCUGUCCUCGUCGGAGUUCACCUUGAGUGAGGAAUUGAGCAAGGUAUUCGAUGAGAUCUCGAAGUCAGAUCAAAACAUUGCCAUUUUGAAGACCCAAUCGCUGACUCAAAUGUGCACUUUGAGCUGCGAAAGCAUUCCAGAAGCAAUAGCUUCCAACUUCAAGAACGCACUGUGGAAUAUCAUAGCCGGGAUUGUCUCAUCAGAAGACGGCGAUCUCAAACGGGUGCUGCACUCAUCCUACCGGAAUCUCCUACUCUCUUCCAAAUACCCAGCAAACCAACUCGCCCAACAGAUCCUUCUUCCCGCUCUCUACUGCCCCGAUCUUUCCGUCUACGCAGCGUGCAACCUUGGCGUUCACUUCUGCCUGAACGACGGCAACUACCAGCUAAACCAGGUAAAAGACAACAUCACUCCGAUCAAGCGAAAGAUCCGCUGUUUCAUCUGCAAACCCGCAGCUACCGAUCGCGGCUGCGAGAUCGUCAGCACCCAGUCGACCACCGUCUCAGGACGUUGCGAACUGUUUGCGCAAAAUGACGGCCUCGCUGCACGGUACUCAGUGACCACGGAGUUCAGCCUGCCGGAGGCGGAUAUUGCCCGACUCUUCGCGUCGAAAGAUCCCGAAAGCCAACGGAUGAUCGCAAGUUUGCUGCCGGUGUUGUUCAAGCACAAGGGCGGAGUGUUGUGCGAGAACGAAGAUCUGGUCCAAGCCUGGAGCGAUCUGAUCAUGUGUCCGACCAUUGAGGUUAGCAUGUCCUUCACAAAGACGCUGCAAGUGAUCAUGGAAUCGUUGAAGGAAUCUCCAUUGGCCACAAAGCAAAAGGAGAAAAUCAUCCAAACCUGCUUGGAAAAGCUACUCAAAGCCGUCCAACAAUGUCUUCAAAAGUCCGACUACAGCUAUCAAUCCGCCGUCCUGCAAAUGGUCGUCAGUUUCGCCACCGGCCAGGGAAUGACCGAGGAACGCCUUCUAGUCUGCAUCCGGAUGAUGCUCUUCUUCCUAAUGUCUCGCGAGUCCGAACUCACCCGGGAGGCAGCACUCGCUGUCGGGGACAUGUGUGGCCAGCACGGAGUCUCGCCGCGGGACAUGCUCAACUGGUACAGACACGACAUCGUGAAGCUGAUGGUUGCGAUUGGUGCCGUGAACUACAUCCUGCACGAGCUUCCGCUGCACAAGUCGCUAUUUCACGUCAGCAAAACAUUCCAGUUUGGAGGCUCGGUCGAGUUCGUCAGCAAGCAUUACAAGAUCGUUCUUGCCAUGUUGCUUCCUUGGUGUGUUAAGCGACCGGCCUGCGAGAAUCUUCUUCAGGAGAUCGCCAACAUGAUCCGCAAGGACAAGAUCGUCGUCCUGUCCGCUUCAUUCCUCACUAUUUAUCCGUACCUGUUUAUGAAUGAGUCUACCGCGAUCACCAACCAGUGCAUCGAUUACAUUAUGACACACACGGGCAAUACGCUGGUCCACCUGCUGCAUUCCGAUAUCAAGAAAACCGUUUCGGAAAUCCUGAUCUUCUACCACGUUAACCCGGAGUGUGUUCUGCACGCGUUCCGCAGCUUGCUGACUAAAGAUGACUCGCAGGAAAUCACCACAACACAGAUGGCCGAGUACAUCUCGAACCGGUUCCUGGGAGUUCUGACUUCGUUCGAAGCGCUACUUAUCAACCCGGAAACGGAAAAGACACUUAAACGCGAGACGAUCCUCAGCCUGGGUGAGAUCAUCCGAUUGCUCGGUGGUCAUCUGAUCGCCCCAUUUCGGUUCAAGAUCAUCGCGUUGUUGAAGACCACGCUGGCGAUCGAGGAGCUGAACCUGAAGGACGCUUGUAUCAAGGUUUGGCGCAUUUUCAUCUGUACGGUUGACGUGCAGCAGCUGGGUCCUCUGCUCGGAACGAUCUUCGUUUCGCUGGAACAGUUCAUCGACCAGUAUCCGGAGGACAUCAACUUUAUUUUUGAAUACCUGGUCGUGCAGAACAACGCGCUGCUAAGUCAGUACAUAAAGGACUUAUUCUUCCUGGAGGAGACCAAGGUCGAUCGACAGAUCAAGAAGAUCGUAUCCGCUCAAACCAAGAGCGUUCGCAGCCGGGAACAGUUCUUGGAAAGGUUCAACGCUCUGAUCACGCACAUCAAUCACGAAAAUCUGUCGGUUCGUGUGUACGGUCUAAAGUAUCUGAAAGAGUUGUUUUCCUACCAUCGCGAACAGCUGAACGAAGCCCUCAUAGGUCACUCGAUCCUACCGGAAGUUCCGAACCUGCUGAACAAUCUCAUGAAGAGCUGCAGCGACAUUGACACAAACUACCGCCUAAAGUCGGCCGAGUGCAUCGGAGAGUUGGGUGCCCUUGCUCCGAGCUACCUUCCACCCAAGUACGCCCCGCAGGAACGUUUCGCGCUCAACAUUCACUCGGACUCGUUCGCGAUCAUGGCGUUGGCCGAGCUUUGCCGGGCGUAUCAGUUCAAGAAGGAAACCAAGUUUGUGGACAACUUUUCGCUCGCCAUUCAGGAGAUCCUGAACGAUCAAGGCGUCUCGCCAAAGACCGGCAAAAAGAUCGAGGUUUGGGAGGCGAUCCCGGAAAGGCUGCGACCGAUCAUGGAACCUCUGCUCACCUCCUCCUACACCGGAUUGAUCCGGACGGCCGCGGUUGAGUGCCAUCCGAUUUUCGGCAGCGUCAAAGGACAAACCUGCCACGAGUGGUCUUACCUGUGGGCAUCGCAGCUGAUCGAGAAAUUGGAUAAGAAAGACUCGCAGAAUCUGCUGGGGUCGUUCCGACCGAGCAUACGCUGCGACUUCAGCACGAUGACCAUGUUCCUGCCGUACAUUCUGCUGCACGCGCUGCAGGGCAGUUCCGAGGACAAGCGGAAAAAGAUCACCGAAGAGUUGCAGUACGUGUUCGAUGCGGUCAUGAACAACAACAACCCGGAAGCGCAGUCGGACAAUCCGGAACAACAAGAUUACUACGUGCGAUCCGUUCGAACGAUGCAGUUUGUGGCGAAGGAACGGAAGGCGCAGGAAGAAGACGUCGCGUCCGACAUGUCGUUUGAGUGCGCCAAGCUGGCAUUCCGACUGUUGGACUUCCUGGAGAAGUGGAAACGCCAGUGGCGGAAGGUCCACACGUUGAACGAUGCUUCCAAGUCGGAUUACAUCAACGUGGAUAACUUCCUCAAGCAGUUCAACCACGAGCUGAUGGCCAACAUCAACUACACGUGCAAGGAGUACGCGCGAUCGUUGAUGUAUUUGGAGACGUUCAUCGAAGAGAACCCGUCGCAGCUGCAAAAUCACCUGUCAAUGCUCGCUCACAUUUUUACCCAUCUCAACGAUCCCGACUCCGUCGAAGGUGUCAUGUGCCUGAAGACAGCGGAACCGACGCUACCGGAGCAGAUCCUGCUGCACAACGCCACCGGAAGGUUACAUCAAACGGCGGCAUGUUACGAGCGGAUGCUUCAGGUUGGCGAAGUGAAGCCGACUGACAUUCACAACAUUGUCGAGGUUUAUCUGAGGUUGGAUCAACCGAAAACGGCGUUGCUUCUUUCGGAGAGUUUGCUGAAUCAGUUUAGCGAGAGCAAUGUGGACGCCAUGUUGCAGGAGAUCAAGGCAGAGCCGCUGUACAAGCUGGGGAGAUUUGAAGAGUUGGAAGAGCUGCUCGAGUCGCCUCAGAUUCAGCAAAGCGACAGUUGGGGUGUAAUUUGUGGUUCGAUGCUGGUCAGCUAUAGGAAGAACGAUCAUGCUCUUUUCGUGGAGAAACUCGAGCAAGCUAGGCUUGCCGUGCUACGGAUCUUGCAUAGCUCCGACCUUUCGAUCAGUGCGUACGAAAAGGGUUACGAACAGGUCUUGAAGCUGCACAUGAUCGCGGAAUUUGAAAAGUGCGAACAACUGGUGGACAACAUGCGAUCGAAUGGGCUAACCCGCUGCGUAACCGAGAUCAAGCAGCUGAUCGAGAACUUUGAAGCGCGGCUACAGUUGCUACAACCGAACGCCGCGACCGUUGAACCGAUCAUCAGUCUUCGUCGGAUUUUACUCAACGAAACCAAAUCACUGCUCAACGGUUUCGCACCGGAUAUCAGCAAGAAGGAAAUCAACGAAACGAUCGACAAUCACAUCGGCGAACUGUGGAUGAAGAGUACGGAGUUGGCCUCGAGAGCAAAACUGUACGAACAGGCCCACUUGUACAUUCUGCACGCGGAAAGUUACAAACCCAAAGGACUGUUUAUCAAAAAGGCAAAACUUCUGUGGGAGAAACGCGACACCGCGAACGUGUUCAACAUUUUGCAUCGUGGCCUGGCGGAGAUUCUGGAAAAGUCGAACCUAACCGACCCGAAGCUGCUGCCGAAGGAAGAUCGCCUGAUCUACGCCGAAGGCAAACUCUUGAUCGCCAUCUACAACGCCGACGCGUCGAACGUCUCGGCCAGUGUCAACACGCGAUGCUUCAAGGAUGCGGUCCAAGCCCAUCAAGAAUGCGAGGUCAGCUUGGUUCACAUGGCGCAGUAUCUGGACAAGCUGUACGCUAACUUUAGCAGCGAUGACCAGGACUCGCCGAAAGGUUGGGAACUGCUGCAGGACGUGUUGACCUACUACGGAAAGUCGAUGAUGCACGGAUCGACCUGCAUCUACCAAUCGAUGCCACGAAUGCUUAGUGUUUGGUUCGAUUUUUCAUCCAAAACCGUCAACAACGACAACUUCAAGAAAUAUUCCACCAACAUAAACAAACUGGCGCUCCGGUUCAGUGAAAACCUUUCGCCGUACUUCUUCUUUACCGCCUUCUCCCAACUAAUCAGCCGCGUAGCUCACCCGUCCGUUGAAGUGUACCACGUCCUAAAGUCCAUCAUCAUCAAGCUCAUCCUAAACUACCCCCAGCAAUCGCUCUGGAUGCUGCUGAGCGUGUACAAAAGUUCGUACGCAAAUCGCGUCAAGCGAUGCCACGAGAUAUUCAACGACAAACAGCUCGCCAAGACCUCCAUCCAGAAGAUGAUCAGCGAUUUCAACGCGCUGGCGGAGCGAUUCAUCGAACUUACCAACAAAGACAUCAAGACGCCACGGGACGUCGCGGUGACGGUUUCGUCGCUGGUGAAGACCCUGCCGAAGCUGUUUAACGAUGAAAAGCUGUCUAAGAUCAUGAUGCCCAUCCAAAAGUGUAUGCAGCUGGUGCUGGACAAGAGCUCGGCGACGUUCGCUCCAUACCCGAUGAACGAGGUGUACAUCCACGGGAUACGGGAAGAGGUCACCGUUAUGCAAUCUUUGCAAAAACCGCGCAGAAUCACGCUGAUUGGAAGUGACGGUCGCGAUUACAUGAUGAUGAUGAAACCCAAAGACGACCUGCGCAAGGACUUUCGGCUGAUGGAGUUCAACGCCGUGGUGAAACAAUACCUGCACCAAGAUCCGGAAGCCAAGCAUCGGCGGCUUAAAAUUCGUACCUACGCGGUGCUUCCGCUGAACGAAGAGUGCGGCAUUAUCGAGUGGGUGGAGAACGUGAGUACGCUGCGCAGUAUCAUCUAUACGUACUACAAGCAACGUGGCGUCGGAAUGCACGCAAGGGAACUCCGCGAGUACAACUUUAAGCGACAAGAUUCGCUACAGAAAAAGAGGGAGGCGUUUGACAACGUCCUGUUGGCUCGCCAUCCGCCGGUGUUUGGCGAAUGGUUCCGCGAUCGGUUCUCAAACCCGCACAACUGGUUCCAAGCGCGUAGCUCGUACAUCCGUACUACCGCUGUGAUCUCCAUCGUCGGCUACAUCCUGGGGCUUGGUGAUCGUCACGGUGAAAACAUUAUGCUGGACGCCACAAACGGAGACACCGUCCACGUGGACUUUAACUGUCUCUUCAACAAGGGCGAAACGUUUGAAAUUCCAGAAAUGGUGCCAUUCCGCCUCACGCACAACAUGGUCAAAGCGAUGGGGCCGCUCGGUGCCGAAGGCCUUUUCCGCAAGUGUUGCGAAAUUACGCUGCGGGUGCUGCAGAACCAAACGCCCACGCUGAUGUCCGUGCUGAAGCCGUUCGUGUACGAUCCGUUGGUGUCGUGGAGUAAGAUCACCAAACACGACGGAACGACCGAGCGGACCGAUCCGCAAGCGAUGAACAACGUCAAGCACAUCGAGGAGCGGCUGAAGGGUUACGUGAGGACGCACGGCAAGAUUUGUCACUUGCCGAUUUCGAUCGAGGGCCAGGUUAAUCACUUGAUAAGCGAAGCUACAAACAAGGACAACCUGGCGCAAAUGUUCAUCGGCUGGACUGCCUAUAUGUAAGUUUUUAACACUUGUUUAAUUGUUCCGUAAUUCAAUCGAAUACACCGAGUAAGUUAGAAAUCUUUAAAAAUCUUAAUUUGGAUCCGAAAUUGUCCGUUGUUUCUCCUGUUUUGAAUUGUUAGUUA